Panicum virgatum (switchgrass) is the source of this 1113-nucleotide messenger RNA. Its product is annotated as NFX1-type zinc finger-containing protein 1-like. The coding region runs from base 1 to 1113 and encodes 370 amino acids. NCBI's taxonomy places the organism in Eukaryota, Viridiplantae, Streptophyta, Magnoliopsida, Poales, Poaceae. The record is from RefSeq and is a predicted model, not a curated record. The transcript has 2 exons.
AUGUAUGAGCUAGCACGGACGGUCACCACCACGGGCACCCACACCAUCUCCACCACGUGCUCCACCUCCAUCGACACCACAAGCUCCAACACCUGCACCGACCCAUGCUCCUACACCCUCGCCAACCCGUGCUCCAACUCCUGCAAUCCGUGCUCCGACACCUUCGCCGACCCGUGCUCCGACACCUUCGCCGACCAGUGCUCCGACGCCCUCGCCGACCCGUGCUCCGACUCCUGCACCGAUCCGUGCUCCUACGCCCUCGCCAACCCGUGCUCCCAUGCCUGCACCGACCCGUGCUCCGACUCCUGCACCGAUCCGUGCUCCUACGCCCUCGCCAAUCCAUGCUCCCACGCCUGCACCGACCAGUGCUCCGACGCCCUCGCCAACCCGUGCUCCGACUCCUGCACCGAUCCUUGCUCCUACGCCCUCACCAACCCAUGCUCCCACGCCUGCACCGACCAAGGCUCCGACGCCGUCGCCAACCCGUGCUCCGACUCCUGCACCGAUCCGUGCUCCUACGCCCUCGCCAACCCGUGCUCCCACGCCUGCACCGACCAAGGCUCCGACGCCAUCGCCAACCCGUGCUCCGACUCCUGCACCGAUCCGUGCUCCUACGCCCUCGCCAACCCGUGCUCCCACGCCUGCACCGACCAGUGCUCCGAAACCCUCACCAACCCGUUCUCCGACUCCUGCACCGAUCCGUGCUCCUACGCCCUCGCCAACCCGUGCUCCCACGCCUGCACCGACCAGUGCUCCGAUGCCCUCGCCAACCCGUGCUCCGACUCCUGCACCGAUCCGUGCUCCCACGCCCUCGCCGAUCCGUGCUCCCACGCCUGCGCCGGCCCGUGCUCCUACACCCUCCCCGAUCCGUGCUCCCACGCCCUCACCAACCCCUGCUCCUACGCCAGCGCCAACCCCUGCUCCUACGCCAGCGCCGACCCGUGCUCCAACACCAGCGCCAACCCUUGCUCCUGCACCUGCACUAACCCGGCCUCCGCCCCCUUCUCGAACUCCUGCACCCACACCCAGUCCAACGCCUGCACCACCCCCUACUCCAGCACCUGCACCUCUGCCGUCCUGCCCUGCCGGCUUCAAAAAUUUGUUGGAGUAUAA